Molecule: messenger RNA, 1828 nt
Organism: Callorhinchus milii (elephant shark)
Lineage: Eukaryota; Metazoa; Chordata; Chondrichthyes; Chimaeriformes; Callorhinchidae
Product: coiled-coil domain-containing protein 63
Exons: 11
Coding region: 1-1680 (559 amino acids)
Biological process (GO): cilium movement; outer dynein arm assembly
Cellular component (GO): axoneme
Source: RefSeq, a predicted model, not a curated record
AUGAUUCAGUCGCUGACCAAUUUCUCGGAGAGCGAGUUGGAACCCGAGGGGUCAGCCAUCGCUCUCAAGAACAAGCUCCAACAGCAGCUGAGGCUGCUGGAGGGCGAUCACAGGGCGUACAAAGAGGAGGCAGAGAGAAUCAUCUCCCGCCAGGAAUGCACGCAUGCACAUGCACACGUAUGUGGAAAUGUCUCUGUCUGGAACAUAGAAAUACGUGAACUAAACCUCUACGUAAAUGAGCAAGAGGAAUUGGAAACCAACCUGGCCCUGGUGACGUCUCCUCAGAACCUGCUGAAGGACAAUAGGAAUUCAGCAGAGAUCAAAUAUCUGUUGGAGAGUAAGGAUGAGUACGAUUACCUUGUCCAACAGGAGAAAAACCUCAUCUCUAAGCUCGACGCUGAGAUCAAAAGCCAGGAGGAGAAGAUUGAAAAGCACAGGAUGGCCGUGGGAGGUCUGAAGAGCGUUCACAAACAUCGCAGACAAGUGGAGAAACACAUUCACGUCCUGGAGAACCAGUUGAACUUGGCAACCGUGAAGUUUAACACAAUUCUGACGAAGAAUCGAAAUCUUCGGGAGGAGAUCAACAAUCUGAGAAUUCAUAAGGAAAUCUACGCCAAACUCUUCAACAAGCUGAACGCCAAACUGCAGCAUCAGAAGAAGUUAAUGAAGGAGAUUGUUCAGGAGUCGGUGUUGGCUUAUGACCAGCGGAUGGAAGCAGAGUCCAGGAUCAUAGCAGUGAGAGAGCGCAGUGAGAAGGAUAUCCAGCUCUACAACACGGAGAUCAAGGAGCUGAUGCGGGUUAUAGACCACGAGGCCAAGCUGAAGGAGUUUAUGCUCAUCAAAUUCCGACAGCUUGUGAAAGAAGAUCGCUUGGAGAAUAAGUUGGGAAAGAAAUCUCCCAAGGAGUUAGAGUAUGAAACCUAUGAGAACGCCUACACUGAACUGAAGAAAUUGACGGGAUUGGACAGUCUCUACACACUAGGUUCUCAGUUUCUGAUCACAGAGGAGAAAAACUACGCACUGUUCAACUUUGUGAAUGAACUCAAUCGCCAAAUGGAGGUGAAGCAAGAGAGGAUUCUCAACCUCAAGAAUGAAAUAUUACAAUUUGAAAACCGUCGGAUGGAAAAGGAGCAGAGCAUGCACUCGAGCAUCAAGAUUGUAGAGGAAAAGCUGGAACAAACCACGAAGCAAGCGAACAAGUACGAAAAGUUGGGGAAACGCACGACUAAGACCCUGGAGCAGCUGAAGUCCAAGAUCGAGAUCACCUUCAGAAAGAUAAAGUGCGACCCCACCAUCAUCUACCAAAAGCUGUGCGGCAGAGAAGGAAUCAGCAACAGCAACACCAUGGUUUACUUAGGUUUGAUAGAGAAGAAAGCCGUUGACUUGCUGAGGAUCCAUAUGCUGAUGUUACAAACCUUGGAGGAACAGCACGGCACUCCACCCCUCAGCCCCUCCUCCAGCGCGUCCAGCGUGGCCACUGUCAACGUCCUAUUUGCCGGAGCCGAUCUCAUCAGCACCAUGAAGCCCAUCAAGAUAGUCUCACCUGUGCUGAUCGACGAGAGCGAUGACGACAUGUCUACCGUGAUUGAUUCAGAGCAAUUGGUGCCUCUGAAUCACAAGGAGCUGUGGAUGAUGGUUCAGCACGACUUGACGAUCGGCAGCCCCAAGAUUUACCAGUAGAGCAGUAGAGGGAGCUGGAGAUGCAGCUGCAGAAUUGGGCCGAAAAUCAAAUCAAAUCAACCAAAUCGAUCGAUCGAUCCACCGAUCAAUAAGCAAAUUAAAAAAAGAGAGAAUUGAUGAAUAAAAGCCAGACAAGCAGGCGCACUUA